Penicillium waksmanii is the source of this 3099-nucleotide messenger RNA. RefSeq lists its product as uncharacterized. Gene Ontology annotation, cellular component: cytoplasm. Bases 1 to 3099 code for a protein of 1032 amino acids. Gene Ontology annotation, biological process: signal transduction; regulation of GTPase activity. The transcript is spliced from 7 exons. NCBI's taxonomy places the organism in Eukaryota, Fungi, Ascomycota, Eurotiomycetes, Eurotiales, Aspergillaceae. The record is from RefSeq and is a predicted model, not a curated record.
AUGGAGUCACCGGUGAUACAUCCGGAAUCCCCGAUGGAGCAGGAGGACAUCCCCUUUCCUUGCAUGGGCUGUGGAGAGAUCUUGGAAGAAGGCAAAGCUUUUGAGCUAUCUGGCCAAAGAUGGCAUAUCGAUUGUUUCCGCUGCAGCACCUGUAGCACCCUCCUCGACUCCGACGCCCAUCUACUCCUCCUCGGUGACGGUUCCUUGAUCUGCAGCAACUGUACCUAUAGCUGCAACUCCUGCGGUAACAAAAUUGAGGAUCUCGCCAUCCUCACCGGUGAUCAGGCCUUCUGUGCUCAGUGCUUCCGAUGCCGCAACUGCAAGAGAAAGAUCGAAAACCUGCGCUAUGCGCGCACAUCUCAGGGAAUCUUCUGGACAAAGUAUGAUAAGUCCCUGCCUUCGUUGCCCCCAAGCAUGGAGGAGACUCGCUCCAUUGAUGAGAUGCCCACGGAAGCAUUCGCCGAAAUCGCCGUGGACAAUCGGCCCGAUACAGCAGCGUCUGAGCCGGCAGCUGCAGACGACAACCUUCUUCUCCCUUCGAGCACAUAUCGUAGCAGUCGCCAGAUCAGUGCGCAACGCGACACCACCACCACCACCACCACCACCACUGCCGAUAACUCAGACGCAGGUGGCGAGCUUUUGAUCCCUCUCGCAUUUGACCCCUCCGCAAGCCAGCGAUCCUCGUCCCGCGCGCAACCCCAGAUCACCCAGGAGCUGCCUCGCGAUUACUUUGGACAGGUUCGUUCGGGCGACUCUUCAGUACGAGCCUCCUACUCCCUGGAGCCUCCCUCUCGUGCAUCAUCAGAGCACCCUUCCCCUCACAUAGCCUACCAAGAGAAAGGAUGGGACAAGAGUGAAGAUACAAACAAACGCGAUAUCGAUGGAGUGAACGGUACAGCCAAGUCAUUCACCGCGAGCAUGGACGCCACCAUUUCGAAGAUUGGACGGACAGAGUCAGCCCGUAGCUCUCGAUCGGAUCUCCCGCUGGCCCUGAGAGAGACAAGCGCCUUCUCCGGCGCAACAAGCCCUGACAGUACUAGGUCCAAAGAAGCAAUGGCAGAAAUCACCCGAUCUGUGCCCCUGGAGCCGGCGGUGCGUCCCUCAAACGAACUCCGUAGACUACACGAUCACACCUCGAUGGAAUCGGCACAUUCGCAACAGUCGGCCUACCCACCCAAGCGGGGCGACUCUCUGGAGAGCAAGCUCCAUUCAAUUCCCCGGAAGGAUGUCGGUGCAUCCCCUGCAUCUUCGACUUACGCUGGAUCCCCCAAGCUGGAUGGUUCCCUGGAACAACCGAAACAAAGCAUCAACACAUCAAUCACCACCCCUAUCUCGGAUACCCAGCGACAGCUGGAUGGCGCAGGCUCGCCGUCUAUUGCGCGCUACCCCGGAAGUGAGUUUUCAGAUAACGACCUGCCACCUAGUGAUUCCUUCUUUCGCCGCGUCUCCAACUCUGUUCGUCAUGGCCGUAGUUUCAGCGAGAAGAGCGUGAGGCUCGGCAAGGAAGGGAGAUUUCCAAGAUCACCGACUAAUACGAACUUAGUCGGACCCGAGGUGGCUAGCCCAACCGCCAGCAUUGCCCAAAGCGAGGAGAUUUCCUGGCUUCGGAAUGAACUGCAAAAGGAACGUCAACGCAUCUCGGAAAUGGAGAAUGCUCUACGUGCCACCGCAGAUGUCAAACAGGUCAACACCGAACUCUCAGAGAAACGAUCCACCAUGGUUGUCCUUGAUGCGCAAAGGGAGAUCGUUCUGCGAGAGCUCACAGUACUUACGGACCAUAUCGAAGCGGAGAAGCGUGGAAACGCCGGCCAACCCCUGGACCUGGCCAAACUUUCGAAUCAUGUUCUGCGAGAGCUGGCUGAAGCCAUUCACAAGCUGAAGGAGUCCUACACCCCGCAAAUCGAGGAAUUGAUCCAAAAGCGUAAUGACCUGCAUGAGGAACUUGCCAGCAUCACUCGCCAGAAGGAGAAGAGCUUUCAAGAGUUCGAACAGCUCUCGUCGAAGAAUGCCCAACUGGCCGAGCUUAAUAACCAAUUGGUCCACCAGAUCCAGGAGUUGUACAAGAAUAAUCCAGACGGCCACCGCGGACCAAAUGGACUGGGUAUCUCUCACAACAAGGGCGGAUCGAUCCCAUCAAUUGAGCAUAUCAAACCCUCUUUCCAUGAUUUCCCCACCUCCGUGUCUACUGCGCACAUCGGCGACGAGGGUGAGCCUGCAACUGCGACGGUCGUUCCCGGCCCACAGGUGGUUAGUAUCCGCAAGGGCCAGCCGCGCAAGUUUAACUGGAAGAAGGGCGGUCAAAACGUGGCCAAGGGUGUGAAGGGUCUGAAGGGAGCCUUCUUGGGUAGUGAGCAGGAAGGUGGUGCUGGUGGUUUGCCUCGCUCUCAAACUCAAGACCCGAGUCGUCAGGGUUUUGGCUUCUUUGGAAACCAGAGGAAUAAGCAGGGAGGCAAGAUGUCGCAGGCCGACAGUGUGCCCACACUGGCUGAGAUUCCAGGCACUACGCUUUUCGGAACUGAUCUCGAGGCUCGCAUGGAGCAUGAGAAGAGUAUCAUUCCAGCCAUCGUCACUCGUUGUAUUCAAGAGGUCGAACUACGAGGCAUGGAUAUGGAAGGUAUCUAUCGAAAGUCCGGUGCUGCGUCAGCUAUUCAGGGCAUUCGGGAAGGAUUCGAACGAUCUCCAUUUGACUACGAUAUCUCUGACCCGGACCUUGAUAUUCACGCGGUGACCUCCGCAUUGAAACAGUACUUCCGCAAGCUACCCACCCCACUGAUUACCUACGAAGUCUACGAUAUGAUUAUUGAUUACGCGGAGAUUCCCACCGCUGCCGCCCGAGUCGAGCAUCUCGUGGAAAAUCUGAAAGAGCUACCCCGCGUGCACCGUGAUGUGCUCGAGUUCCUCAUUUUCCACCUGAAGCGCGUGGUGGAGCGACAGGACGAGAAUCUUAUGACCAGUCAGAACGUUGCUGUCGUCUUUGCGCCUACGAUCAUGCGACCGGAGAGUCUGGCUCGUGAAAUGACAGACGUGCAGAAGAAGAACGAUGUUCUUAAAUUCUUGGUGGAUAAUUGUCAGGAUAUCUUCCAGGGCAUGCAGGGCUAA